CUUGCACAUGAUAGCGCCAAAGAUGAAGUCCUUGAGGAUGCUCGGGAUGAGGGUGAAGGGCAUGCAGAAUACGACCAACAUCAGGUCGCUGACGGCCAGCGACAGCAGGAAGGAAGAAGAUGAGGGAGUAGAGCAGGAUGAUCAGCGUGUGGUCGUCAUCUAACGCCGACAAAGACACAAACAAGGAAUACGAAGGGGACCGAAAUGAGGCUGGAGAACGACAUGGGAUGGGUAAAGCUGUUCUGCCGAAAGGAGACGUUUAUCAAGGACGAUAUGAACGUGGGAAAAGACAUGGCAAGGGCACAUACCGCUUUGUGAACGGAGCUAGAUAUGUGGGAGACUACCUCCAGAACAUGAAACACGGACAAGGCAUCUUCUACUACCCAGAUGGAUCCAAAUAUGAAGGCUCGUGGGCCGAGGACUUGAGACAGGGCCAUGGUGUUUACACAUACUCCAAUGGGGACACGUACGUUGGAGAGUGGCUAAAUCACAUGAGGCACGGCGAGGGCACCUAUCGUUACCAUGACACCGGCUCGGUGUACACUGGGAUGUGGGCGAAUGGCAAGAUUGAGUCUGUCGGAGAGUUCAUCCACGCCAACCACAGAUACAGCAGUAACUUUGUCAACAAUAAUCCAUCUGGUCCAGGAAAGUAUGUGUUUGACAUUGGCUGUGAACAGCAUGGUGAAUAUCACCAAAUAGAGCAGGACAGGGCCGAAGGCGAGUGGGGUGAGCCGGGCUCCAGUACGCUUCUCAAGUGGUUUCCAAAAUGCAUCACGGGCCUUACGUCGCAGGAAGCUGACGGCGAGGGCGAGGGUGAAGGCGAGGGCGUGGCCGUGGGUGAGGGCGAGGCUCCACCCGAGGUUUCACUCGAGGCUCCAGCCGAAGCGUAACCAGCGACCGACCUUACAAUACGCGAGACGGUAGAAAUUGAAAGAACAUACCUGAUAUGAACAGUACAGCGCGCACCGUUGAAAUCCUUCUCGGCCGUGGCGAAAAUACGGCCUUUAGCUUUGGGUCAAACAUUUGUACCUAUGUUACAUUUCGACAGAAAUGUCAAUUUUUUUUUUUUUUUUGUGUGUCAUCAUACAAUAUAAAGUUAUUUUUCAGGCCUUAGAUGAGUUUGCGUCACCUUUGUCCCAUCCCAACUAGCUGAGGUAUCAUAAUUACAUAAUUAUAGCUGUAGGACACUCCCACAGUUACCGUAGCGCCCAUAAAUCCACCUGAAGGACAACACGCACUGCUCCUUCACUGUCAACUUUGCACUUAUCCUAGAAACGAAAGUCCCCGUUUUCUUCAGCAGGUCCUAGAUUGUUCUUCUUGACACAAGAUGGGUACUGACAAAAAACGUUUUCGACGUAAGACUAAAGUAGCCAUACAUUAACCCAUUUAAUCCCACCGGUCACAUUUGUGAUGGACAACAAUGAUUUAAUUUACA
Hippocampus comes (tiger tail seahorse) is the source of this 1435-nucleotide messenger RNA. It is a transcript of the gene rsph1, whose product is annotated as radial spoke head component 1. Lineage: Eukaryota; Metazoa; Chordata; Actinopteri; Syngnathiformes; Syngnathidae. Bases 138 to 890 code for a protein of 250 amino acids. The transcript has 8 exons. The record is from RefSeq and is a predicted model, not a curated record. Gene Ontology annotation, cellular component: nucleus; motile cilium. Gene Ontology annotation, biological process: spermatid development; axoneme assembly.